AGGAACCGGGGAAAGGUGUAGGGGCCGGGACCCGCCGACUCCGGAGUCCGGAGGCGGGGCGGGGAGUGGCAGGGCCGCGGCGGCGGGCGCCCCGCGAGGGGCUCAAGCGAGUCACGCUUCCUCCUUCCCUCCCCGCCCCUUCUUCUCCUCCCACCUGGGCCUCUGCGUGGGGACGCGCACCUGGCAACCGGCGGCCGCUCUCGUCCGCCUCCCCGCCCUCUCCGCUCGGGCGGGGCGCCCGCCCCUCGCCCCUCGGCCGGCGCCGCGCUCGCUGGAGGCGGCCUCGAGCGCUCGCUCGUUGAUGCCGUUUUGGGGGUGACCCGGCGCGGUGGCGGUGCCUCCGUGGUGGGGGCGUGUUAGUGGCCGCGGCUCUGCCGGACGUCGAGGGCGCGGCUGCGGGGUGGCAGGGCGGCCAGCCGGCGAGACGCCGCGCGCAGCUCGGCUUUCGGGGCGCUGGAGGAGGCCUGCACGGCCGCGCGGCAGCGGGAGAUGUUGGAGCUGAGGCACCGGGCAGGCUGCCCCGGCCCCGGGGGAGCGGUGGCGCCGCCACCCCGCGAGGGAGAGGCAGCCGGCGGCGACCACGAAACCGAGAGCACCAGUGACAAAGAAACAGAUAUUGAUGACAGAUAUGGAGAUUUGGAUUCCAGAACAGAUUCUGAUAUUCCAGAAAUUCUACCAUCCUCAGAUAGAACCCCUGAGAUCCUCAAGAAAGCUCUGUCUGGCUUAUCUUCAAGGUGGAAAAACUGGUGGAUUCGUGGAAUUCUCACUCUAACUAUGAUUUCAUUGUUUUUCCUGAUCAUCUAUAUGGGAUCCUUUAUGCUGAUGCUUCUUGUUUUGGGCAUCCAAGUGAAAUGCUUCCAUGAAAUUAUCACUAUAGGUUAUAGAGUCUAUCGUUCUUAUGACCUACCAUGGUUUAGAACACUAAGCUGGUACUUCCUGCUGUGUGUGAACUACUUCUUCUAUGGAGAGACUGUAGCUGAUUAUUUUGCUACAUUUGUUCAAAGAGAAGAGCAGCUUCAGUCUCUUAUUCGCUACCAUCGAUUUAUAUCAUUUGCCCUCUAUCUGGCAGGUUUCUGCAUGUUUGUGCUGAGCUUGGUGAAGAAGCAUUAUCGCCUGCAGUUUUACAUGUUCGCAUGGACUCAUGUCACUUUACUGAUAACAGUUACUCAGUCACAUCUUGUCAUCCAAAAUCUGUUUGAAGGCAUGAUAUGGUUCCUUGUUCCAAUAUCAAGUGUUAUCUGCAAUGACAUAACUGCUUACCUUUUUGGAUUUUUUUUUGGGAGAACUCCAUUAAUUAAGUUGUCUCCUAAAAAGACUUGGGAAGGAUUCAUUGGCGGUUUCUUUUCCACAGUCGUGUUUGGAUUCAUUGCCGCCUACGUGUUAUCUAAAUACCAGUACUUUGUCUGCCCAGUGGAAUACCGAAGCGAUGUCAACUCCUUCGUUACAGAAUGUGAACCCUCAGAAAUUUUCCAGCUUCAGAGUUAUUCACUUCCUCCCUUUCUAAAGGCAGUGUUGAGACGGGAAACAGUGAGCUUGUAUCCUUUCCAGAUACACAGCAUUGCUCUUUCAACGUUUGCAUCUUUGAUUGGCCCAUUUGGAGGCUUCUUUGCCAGUGGAUUCAAAAGAGCUUUCAAAAUCAAAGAUUUUGCAAACACCAUUCCUGGACAUGGCGGGAUAAUGGACAGAUUUGAUUGUCAGUAUUUGAUGGCAACUUUUGUGCAUGUGUACAUCACAAGUUUUAUAAGGGGUCCGAAUCCCAGCAAAGUGCUGCAGCAGUUGUUGGUGCUUCAGCCCGAGCAGCAGUUAAAUAUAUAUAAAACGCUGAAGACCCACCUCAUCGAGAAAGGAAUCCUACAGCCCACCCUGAAGGUAUAGCUGGAUCCAGAGAGGGAAGGACUAUAAGGAAUUCUACAGAAAAGCACUGACAGAUGAAAUUUUGUACUUGUACAGAGAAAUGGUUAAAAAUGCAAUAGAUGGAAGUUUUACACACGUGAAUGUUUCUUCUCUGAAAUUACUGUGAAUUUAACAAACACUUACUUGAUCUAAGUUAUGAAAUAAGUAGCAAAUUGCCAGCAAAAUAUCCUGUACUUUUUCUAAAGUGUAUAUUCUGAUGUUAACUUCCUUCCCCUCACUUGCUAAGUUUCAUAAUUUAAAAGACUUGUGUUGUAAAGAGUCAAACACUAUAAAGGGAGCAAAUUGAGGCUGUCUUAAGAUUGCACCUGGCAGUGUGCCGUUUGCACAAAUAUUUACUUUUGCAUUUGGAGCUGCUCUUAAUUUUAGCAAAAUGUUUUAUGUAAGGCAAAACAGGAAGUUAGUUCUCCUGUACUUCCUCCUCUUUUAGUCUGAAGUAUUUUCUGAAGGGCUGAGUUGGAUCUCUCCA
Ceratotherium simum simum (southern white rhinoceros) is the source of this 2380-nucleotide messenger RNA. It is a transcript of the gene CDS1, whose product is annotated as CDP-diacylglycerol synthase 1. NCBI's taxonomy places the organism in Eukaryota, Metazoa, Chordata, Mammalia, Perissodactyla, Rhinocerotidae. Gene Ontology annotation, cellular component: endoplasmic reticulum membrane. The record is from RefSeq and is a predicted model, not a curated record. Gene Ontology annotation, molecular function: phosphatidate cytidylyltransferase activity.